Molecule: messenger RNA, 1991 nt
Organism: Daldinia caldariorum
Lineage: Eukaryota; Fungi; Ascomycota; Sordariomycetes; Xylariales; Hypoxylaceae
Product: cytochrome b5
Exons: 2
Coding region: 485-1306 (273 amino acids)
Cellular component (GO): endomembrane system; membrane
Source: RefSeq, a predicted model, not a curated record
CAGGCACUUCCAAACUUCGGUCGAUCAAGUUAAAGUGCGAAGUGCCAACAUUGAAGCGCCAUACAUGUACGUAAUAAAGUUUGAACCACGUAAGCUCCGACCAACCAUAACCGUGCAAUUCCCAAUUCCCAAUUCCAGUACCAAGUUCCAAUUCGCGGACUUCGAGCUUCCGGUGGGAGACUUUCGCAGUCUUUUUAGUAGUUAGAACAAAUUAGGUAUACGAGUUAUCCGAGCUCUGCCUCUGCACCCGAGCACAUAUAACGAGGCCACAUUGCGUUACCUGCUUCUGGGGGUCUUGUCCCCUUUUCCAGCGUGAGAAGACAAAACCAAAAAGAAUUAAUUUCGGGCAAUGCUACUUCUUCUUCUUCUUCUUCCGAAUUUCUUCUCUCUAUCUUCCAAGUUCUAAAUUGUAGACGUGAGAAGCCUACCUAGGUUAAGUAGGUAUUAAUUAGCAUUGGCUCUCGAGUAUCGGUUAUACCCUAUCAUGGCAGAGAUCCGUCAGCGCAAGGGCAAAGGCCCCGCGAGGGACGACGUCCGAACCGCCGUCGUCGAAGAACUCGAUACCUCGGAGUCGGACGCAUCCGCAUCCGCACCCGUUUCCAAACCAAAGCGUAAACCCAAGGAGCUCGUCGAAGACGACGAAGACUACAGCCCUUGGGUCGACGUCCUGCGCGUGCUCUCGUUCCUUUUCGUCGCCUCCUGCGGCCUCAGCUACCUCGUCUCCAACGGCGAGUCGUUCUUCUGGAGCAUGCGCGCGCCGCCUAAGUACCUGCAGGUAGACUGGUGGAAGAGCCAACUACGCGGUCCCUUAUACCUAACCCCCGCCGAGCUCGCCCAAUACGACGGCACCGACGAGUCCAAGCCCAUCUACCUCGCGAUCAACGGCAGCAUCUUCGACGUAUCGAGCAACCGGCGGACCUACGGCCCGGGGGGAUCCUACCGGUUCUUCGCGGGCGCCGACGCCGCGCGGUCCUACGUGACGGGGUGCUUCGCGGAGGACCGGACGCCGGACAUGCGCGGGGUCGAGGAGAUGUUCCUGCCCCUGGACGACCCGGUCGUCGACGCCCACUUCAGCCCCGAGGAGCUCGCUGCCCUCAAGGAGAAGGAGCUCGAGGAGGCGAGGAACAAGGUCCACGAGGGCUUGCUGCAUUGGGUCAGGUUCUUCGAGAACAGCCCCAAGUACCCCAAGGUGGGCUACGUGAAGAAGGAUAAGGAUUGGCUCGAGAGGGAGCCCCGGAAGGAGUUGUGCCUUGCUGCCGCGAAGGGGAGGAAGCCGAGGAAGAUCCCGGGCCAGGAAGACUCGUAGGAUAAGGUAGAUAGAUGGGUGGAUGGUUCGUUCUUGUUCUAGGAUAUAUGUGCCUAGGAGUGUAAUAUGAAGGUUAUAUGCAAUUUAAUAACGGGAAAGCAGCAAGCAAACUCGAGGUGUCCGGGAGAAAGAAAAAGGGAAUCAAGGUUUACGCAAACCUGGUUAGAACGAACGAGUUGAUUGAAUUUUAGAUAUUUCAGCUCUCAUCUGAUAUUGUGGUGGUGUAAGUUAUACCAGAAGUUAAGGUGAUGAUGCUGGGUACUACUACUACUACUACUACUACUACUACUACUCUCAGGUGCAACAGAUCAGAUUUCUUCGAUAUCGAGAUAUGGAAGAAUGGAAAGCGAUCUCCCUCAGCAUUCGAAAUCCGCACUCCUCAGCUCAGACACGAUACGGAAGAAGAAAAAAAGAAAAUCAAAAUUGAACCAAUAAUAAAUGCAAGUAAAAGGGGAAAGAAAAGAGAAAUAAGAAAAACAGAAAAGAAAAACUUAAUACCACCCGACCAACUCGGUUUUUGUCUAUCGCUAUGUUCUUAGGAUAUGUAACCUUCCUGUUGCUGUGGUAGAUCAAGUACACUAGGUACACCUAUGCAUGCUUACUGUACCUCCUUACGAAUUAAUACGUUAUGGUUUCAAGGCACAUUGCAAACCAAAAUAUCAGUCACAUCCAAAAGAUCGUAAAG